This is a messenger RNA of Hyla sarda, 3059 nucleotides long. RefSeq names its product glutathione hydrolase-like YwrD proenzyme. The transcript has 12 exons. Gene Ontology annotation, molecular function: glutathione gamma-glutamate hydrolase. Bases 207 to 1913 code for a protein of 568 amino acids. Lineage: Eukaryota; Metazoa; Chordata; Amphibia; Anura; Hylidae. Gene Ontology annotation, biological process: glutathione catabolic process. The record is from RefSeq and is a predicted model, not a curated record.
AGAUGUAUGGAGACUACAUAGCCCUGAGUGCUCUCCCCCACACAGCAGACUCCUCUGGAUCCACUGAUCACAUGUUAUUUAUAAGGGAUCUAGAAGAACUUCCUGUCUCCAGCAGCUGCAGCCUCUGAAGAAUCAAAGUUCACUAUACAGCACAUGUGACCUGUACACAACACCACUCCGAUUGUAGCGUGACAAGAUAACCAGCGAUGACCAGCUUGUUGGAAUUCAUUUCCAGAAGAUCACCUAUUGUCUGUACUGGAGGAUGUGUAGCGACCAAUCAACCACUUGCUACACAAAUUGGCUUAGAUAUUCUGAAGAGAGGUGGGAAUGCCGCUGAUGCUGCAGUAGCUGUAGCAGCUGCCCUCAAUGUCACUGAACCCAGUAGCACAGGACUCGGUGGGGAUUGCUUCUGUUUGUUUUAUAAAGCAGAAACGAAGAAAGUCUAUGGACUGAAUGGCAGUGGCAGAUGUCCAGCAGCAUUGAGUUUGGGAUUAUUGAAACAACAAGGGUUUGAUGAAGAAAACCCCCUGCCUCCUACACACGCUCACAAUGUCACUGUGCCAGGGGCGGCUGCUGCUUGGGUUGACACAAUUUCUCUCUUUGGGAGUAAAAAAAUGAGCCUAGGGGAAAUUCUGCAACCAGCCAUUGAACUAGCUGAAUCUGGAUUUCCUGUGUCUGAAGUGAGUGCUUUUGAAUGGAAGACCACAGCCCAUAAGCUCCAGUCUCCAAGUAACAAAUUUGGGGCUGAGCUUCUUAUCAAUGGACAAUCUCCACAACAUGGGCAGCUUUUCAGAAAUCCAUCACUGGCAAACACUUUUAAGACACUGUCUAAACAUGGUAAGAAAGGUUUCUAUGAAGGACGGAUUGCCCAAGCCAUUGUCCAGGUUGUACAAAGUAAUGGUGGGCUUUUGGAUCAUACUGACUUGUCCAGUCACGUGACAGAGGAAAUACAACCAAUUUCUACAACUUACAAGGGAGUAAAAGUUUGGGAAAUACCACCCAACAGUCAAGGAAUCACUGUUCUAAUGGCAUUAAAUAUGUUGGAAAGUUUCUCUGUCAAAGAAAUGGGGCAUAAUAGUGCAGAUUAUGUACAUACUGUAAGUGAGGUUCUGAAGCACAGCACAGCAGAUUGCCACUGGUUCUGUGCAGACAGUGCAGUUGUUCCAGUGCCCACCGAGGAACUGCUUAGUAAGGCGUACUCUGCAAAGCAAGUGCAGCAUAUUGAUAUAAAGAGAGCCUCAGGAGAUAAUAAACAUGGAAAUCCUUUUGACAUGGGAAGUGACACGGUUUACUUCACUGUGGUGGACAGACAUGGCAACGCCUGUUCAUUUAUUAAUAGCAAUUACAUGGAUUUUGGCACAGGACUUGUACCAGAAGGUUGUGGCUUCACUUUGCAGAACCGAGGGAACAAUUUUUCACUUUCUAAUGGACACCCCAAUUGUUUGGGGCCCGGGAAGCGUCCUUUUCACACGAUUAUUCCAGCCAUAGCCACUAAUGCCGCCACUGAAGACUUGCUGUGCAGCUUUGGUGUUAUGGGGGGCUUCAUGCAGCCGCAAGGACAUGUGCAGGUUCUUUUAAACAUGGUAGAAUUUGGAAUGAAUCCCCAACAAGCAGUGGAUGCCCCUCGAUUCUAUGUCGAAUAUGUUGAGAAAGAUCAGAAAUGGCACCUGUAUCUUGAGGACGGCUUUCCAGGCAAAAUUGUUGAAGACUUAAAAUCAAGAGGUCACCUUGUGCACUGGCCUAUUAGUGGCUAUGAGAGAAAACGUUUUGGACGUGGACAAAUUAUUACUAAAGGGGAUUGGUGGAGAUUGAAUGAAAUCUUCUCUGAAAGCAACCAUGUGUGGUGGGCUGGGUCUGAUCCCAGAGGGGAUGGCUGUGCUAUGGGUUAUUGCAGGGUAAAUGACUGCUGCUAGGUACAACCAAUACUCUACUCUUUGCUUUAAGUAUACUGGAUGAUUCAAAAGGGAUGGUGCAAAAGUAAAGGCCUUUAGUAAUAUCAGAGGUAAAUGGGCAGUGGCUGAAAGUCAAAACAAAACUGGUUCAGUUGACCAUAGCAAUCGAGUAUAUCACAGAUUUCAUUUUCAAGAGCUGCAAUUAAAAUAGGCUUACUUAGUGUGACCUAAGAUGGUGAGAUCAGAGCAAGAAAACAUCUGCAUUGUAAGCCAUAUGGAUUACAUAUUUUUCAGGAGAUGAAUUUAGAAUAAAAACUGAAACACUCAAAACUUUUGCAUUGACUUGCAGGGCCAUUCGGAAGAAAACAAAAUUACUGACAGGCUAGUGUUCAGCGAUGAGGCUUCCUAUUACCUCAGUGGGAAGGUGAAUCGCCGCAACAUCAGAAUUUGGAGCUAAGAAAUACCAUGUGCCCUUAUCGAGCACAUGAACGACUCACCCAAGUCCCAAGUAAAUAAAGUCUGUACAAUGUGUAGGUGAAAAGUGGAGGAUACUGGCUAUGGCCACUCCAACUUGGACAUCUUAAAGGAAUAGCUUAAGGACAGAUUGAGAAUGAUCUAUCCACUUCCAAAUUUCUGUUUGGAUGUUCAUAUUUACCUGAAUAAACCAACCAGAAAGUUGUGUUGAUCGCCCAGAAAAAACUAUUCACCAAUGUUGCACUGGCUUCCACGAUCGCCAGAUCUAACAACCUGCAACAUCUUUCUGUGGCGCUACAUCAAGGAUUUAGUGUAUGUUCCCCAUCCACAGAAUCUGAAUGACCUAGGACAAUGCAUUACUGAAAAACUACAGUCUAUAUUCGAAGAUGUGCUGGCUGCGUCUGACAGAACUGGACUAAUGCCUAGACAUCUGCCGUGUAACCAGUGGAAAUGACUUUGAAUAUCUGUGGGGUAUAGAUACAACUAGAAUAGAUGUUGUGCCUUUUUUAUGUUAAUAGAUUUGUGCCAUGUUCUCCCAGUUAUGAUGAAUACCAAGAUUAUAAUUUUGUACCAUUAUAAUUUUGUUCUUUUUUUAAUCCCCCAGUGUACUAUAAUUUACUUGAUAACUAAACAUUUAAAAAAGACUUCAAAGAGAGUUUGUUAAUAUUUUCAAAAAUAUUCAAUAAAUGUGAG